UGCUCUGUGCCUGUUCAUCCUAACAAAAGUGUGUGUUGUGUGCAGAUGGACGGUUUGAGCAGUCACAGUGUGUAUGUGCUGCAGCAGCUGCAGGAACAGCGCAUUCAGGGUUUACUGUGCGACUGCAUGCUGGUGGUGAAGGGCGUCUGCUUUAAAGCGCACAAGAACGUGCUGGCUGCCUUUAGCGCAUACUUCAGAUCUCUGUUCCAGAACUCUCCAGCACAGAAGAACGAUGUUUUUCAUCUGAGCAUUCAGGAUGUGGGUGGCAUCGGUCAGAUUCUGGAUUACAUGUACACUUCACACCUGGAGCUCAACCAAGACAAUGUUCACACACUGAUGGAGAUCGCACACAGCCUGCAGGUGUCUAACCUCCUUAACACAUGUCACGCGUUUCUGAAGCCUUGUGUGACAGUGCCGGACGCGUCCUUCUCUCUGCCUGCGGACGUCUCUUAUGACCAGGACUGUGUGUUGAGAAACUCUCUGUCCUCAGAAGCGGAUCUCAACAAACAUCUUCUCAUCCCUGCCGACGACCCGUACAAACGUGCACAGCCCACGCCGGCCCUGGGCAACACCACGCUAGAGCCAGACGCUGCGUCACAGCCAAACCGACAGCCGCCGCACGGCUACAAGCUCAGAAACUUCUACACUAAACAGUAUUUCAAACAGAGCGCCGACCAGAACGCCGGGUCGUUUGGAGGAGCAGACGAGCAGCUGAACACGAGCACUGCUAACCAAUCACUGCCUCAGAACCAAACACAAAGCUCCAGUCAUGUGACGGACUCCGCCCACCCACCUGAGGCCCAUCCCAUCGCCCGUAUUCUUCGCCCUAAAAAGACAGUGUACCUGAAGAAGUUUAACUACCUGCGCUCUCACGUCAGCGUGGAUGAGGUGGAGAACUGUGCGGAUGCUGAUACUCGAUGUGACCAGCAGGAGUCGCCGACGAUGCAGCCCACAGAGGUGACCUCUGACCCUGCUGACCCCAUUGAGAUUGUGACCUCUGACCCAGCAGAGGUGUCCGAGUUAAAGACGACACCUGCAGGAGAGACACGUGACCCUGACGUGAGGUCUGACUCUGAGAGGUCAGAGGUCAGCAGUAACAAAUACUGCUGUGAGUUGUGUGGAAAGACCUUUAAACAUCCCAGUAACCUCGAGCUGCACACACGCUCACACACAGGAGAGAAGCCGUUUCAGUGUAACGUGUGCGGUAAAAGAUUUUCACAGGCAGGAAACCUUCAGACACAUUUACGACGUCACACAGGAGAGAAACCCUACAUCUGUGAGCUCUGUGGAAAGAGUUUUGCGGCGGCAGGUGAUGUUCAGCGUCACAUUCUGAUUCAUUCGGGAGCUCGACCGCACCUGUGUGACUUCUGUGGACGAGGCUUCAGUAACUUCAGUAAUCUAAAGGAACACAAGAAAACUCACAGCACAGAGAACGAAUUCACCUGCGAUCAGUGCGGAAAAUCUUUCAACAUGCAGCGGAAACUCUUUAAGCACAAAGUGAGACACGCUGGAGACAAACCGUACAGCUGCCAGACCUGCGGGAAGUGUUUUGCCGGGUCAGGUGAUCUACAGCGUCACGUGCGCUCACACACAGGUGAACGGCCGUAUGUAUGCGACACUUGCGGGAAAGGCUUCACACGCAGCGCAGUUCUGCGCAGACACCGCAGCGCCCACUGCACGCCCGCAGGCGCUGAGCAGGCGCUCUGUGAAGACGCACCUGACGCACAGUGCGGGACCGCCGGAGGACUCUGCAGCAGCGGUGCGAUGUGGGGGCGGGCCAUGAAAACUCUGCAGAGUGACACUGAAAUGGACCAAUGAGAGUCAAUCUUUACGGUGACGUGAAUGUGUGUUGCGUGAUCUCUCUCAGGGAUUUCUGUUCUGUCUGUGGGCUUUGAAUAAAAUGUUGUUUAUUUAAACACUA
Messenger RNA from Triplophysa dalaica, 1921 nucleotides. RefSeq names its product zinc finger and BTB domain containing 49 (gene zbtb49). Lineage: Eukaryota; Metazoa; Chordata; Actinopteri; Cypriniformes; Nemacheilidae. Bases 46 to 1818 code for a protein of 590 amino acids. The record is from RefSeq and is a predicted model, not a curated record. Gene Ontology annotation, biological process: regulation of transcription by RNA polymerase II. Gene Ontology annotation, molecular function: protein binding; RNA polymerase II cis-regulatory region sequence-specific DNA binding; DNA-binding transcription factor activity, RNA polymerase II-specific. The transcript has 9 exons. Gene Ontology annotation, cellular component: nucleus.